Messenger RNA from Aegilops tauschii subsp. strangulata, 855 nucleotides. RefSeq names its product acyl transferase 4-like. The record is from RefSeq and is a predicted model, not a curated record. NCBI's taxonomy places the organism in Eukaryota, Viridiplantae, Streptophyta, Magnoliopsida, Poales, Poaceae.
AUGCAACUCUCUCUCAACUUAUGCGGUGGUUUCGCCGUCAGGAUCAGCUUCAGCCAGGCGGUGUUCGACGGCCAGGGCGCGGCGCAAUUCCUCACGGCGGUGGGGGAGGGAGCGCGGGGGCUCCAGGUGCCGUCAGUGACUCCUGUGUGGGACCGCGACGCGAUCCCAGACCCUCCCAGCAGGCCGCCGCCUCAGCUCACGGAGUUCAGGCUCGUGACCCAGGUGGCCGACAUAUCGGCGGAGAGCAUCGCUCGCAUCAAGGACGAGUUCAAGCAGGCUGCCGCGACAUCGAGGGGAGAGGUUUGCUCCACCUUUGACGCGGUAAUGGCCAUAGUGUUCAAGUGCCGCGCGCUGGCGCUGGCAUCAGCGCUCCCUGACGACGCCGCUGUCCGGAUCGCCUUCGCCGCCGGCACGCGACACCUGCUCCGUGGUGUGCUGCCGGCGGUGGACGGCUACUACGGCAACUGUGCGUACCUGGCGUGCGUCACUAUGGCAGGCAAGGCCGUCCGCAAGGCGUCGCUGGCGGAGGGCGUCGGCGCGGUACGUAAGGCGAAGGAGGCUGUCCCAGCGCAGUUUGCCGGCUGGAUGCGCGGCGUCGAUCACUACGACGUGCCGCUGGACUACAGCACGGUGACGGUGUCAGACUGGAGCGACCGCGUCGGCUUCCACGAGGUGGACCACGGCUUCGGCGCUCCCGGGUACGUGUUCCCGCUCAACGACCACGUCAACUUCGUCGCGUCGCUCAAUUACGUCAGGCCGCCGGCGCCAAAGCGUGGGGGCAUCCGGGUGGUGCUCUGCUGCGUCGAGGAGCCUCACGCCGCUGCCUUCGCUGUCGAGCUCGCCAAGUUCGCCUAG